Molecule: messenger RNA, 1235 nt
Organism: Myripristis murdjan (pinecone soldierfish)
Lineage: Eukaryota; Metazoa; Chordata; Actinopteri; Holocentriformes; Holocentridae
Product: guanylyl cyclase inhibitory protein
Exons: 5
Coding region: 326-922 (198 amino acids)
Molecular function (GO): calcium ion binding
Source: RefSeq, a predicted model, not a curated record
CCAGCCAAAUCAGCAUGCAGUUCAAUCGGGCUGAACCUCACUUUUAAGUUGACUGAAUUUUCCACCUUGACCUUUUUCAAUCCGUCGUCUUUUGUUUUCAAUUAAGCGGGUUUAGACACAGUAACCUGCUUUUUGAAUAAUUACAUUUGCAUUAAACUGCACCCACUUGUAUCCCACCUUUUUGUUUCCCUUGAGGCGAUUAGGUUUGACUAAUUUGUCAAAUGUGACAAGGCAUUGGUUAGUGCAACUAAGAAGGCAGAGCAUAAGCUGGGAUUUCUGUGUAUAUAAAGCCAGUGGUGAAUGUAGAGCCGAUGUUAUCUACAGAAUGGGACAAGCUGCCACUCUGCCCUGUAGGAGAGGGGAGUCCUAUGUCACAGAGCUGUAUGAGUGGUUUAGAAAAUUUAUCAAUGAAUGUCCAAGUGGGCUGAUAACACUACAUGAGUUCAGAAGGCAUUUCUGCAAAGGAACUGUGGGCAAAGAGUCAUCUGAGUACGCGGAACAGAUAUUUCGCACAUUGGACAGUAACGGGGAUGGGGUGGUUGACUUCAGGGAGUACGUCAUGGCCAUCAGCAUGCUCAUUGAGGGUUCGCCUGUGGAGAAGCUGCGCUGGUCAUUCAAGCUCUAUGACAAAGACAAAGAUGGAGCCAUCACACGAGAGGAGAUGCUGGACAUCAUGCAGGCUGUUUACAAGAUGAGUGUGGCAGCUGCUUUAACCAAAGUCAACCCACUUACAGCUGAGGAAUGUACCAACAGAAUAUUUGUGAGACUGGACAAAGACAAUAAUGCCAUCAUCAGCCAGGAGGAGUUCAUAGAGGGGGCUCUGGACGAUGACUGGAUCAGAGAAAUGCUAGAAUGUGACCCCAGCACCGUGAAGGUUGAGCGGUCCCUAAAGAGGGACACAGCUUUAGGGACCCAUGGGUAGGCCGAGGACACUGGGAGCAAGGCGAUGAACCAACUGGACCAAAACUUUCAGGAGCCACUGCAACAUCACAUCUGUCAGCCACCACUAGAAACUGGAGCAGUUAAGAAAAAAAAUGUAUAUUGACAAGGAGAGGUUACUGUGUGAAGUCAGAAGUAUGAAAAAUGAUCAUUUCUGCCUUGCCUCUUUUUAUUAGUUAUUAGCUUUGUCUUUUGUUGGUGUUUUCUUUGUUGUAUGAUCUCUAGUUGUGUUGAGCACUCUUCCUUUUAUUCCUCUGUGUGUAUGAUACCCUCUCCUUAAAGAAUAAAGCAUCACU